CGCCCUUUUGGCGCCAGCUUACGUGUUGCACAAGCAACAGUUUUUUUUCAACCUUCGGGUCGGAAAGUUGAUGCGAGAACAAACAAAAAAGAAUAGACUUAGAGAAAAUGGGAAAUUUGGGGUUGAUCAAUUUUUCGGUGUGGUGUGUUUUGGUUGCCUGUGGGUUGAUUGAUAAAAAGGUCAAUUCAGAUAGUUCCUGUGAUAUAGAAAUAUCAGAAACUUUACGCACCUUAUUGAAUCCGGAAGCAAACGAUUCGAUCCACGUGCAAGCGUUACGCAGACAGCUUUUGAGGAAACUCAAAGAGGAUUUGGAUUUGGCCGAAUUGGAAGACGAUAGGAAUUAUAAAAGAAAUUUGGCUUCGUUGGCCGCCUGGAAUAACUUGCCGGGCGAAAGUAAACGAAAUCUGGAGUCUCUGGCACGUGCCGGAACUUGGUACAAAAUUCCUCCGGAGCUGGAUCACAAUGGAGAUUUGAACUAUAAGCGGAGCAUUGAUGACGUGGCCAAAACCAAUCAGCCCUCGAUGAUGGACAAUCAAAAGCGAGGUAUAGAGGCUUUGGCCAGAAACGGCGAAUUACGUCAUCUGAGUUAUCGCAUGCUUCCAGAUACGUUUGAUUACAAACGUACUCUUGGAAAUUUCGAUCAGAACUUCCCUGUAGGAGCAACUGCAGGUUUUGGUAAACGUUUCGUUGGCAGUUUGGCUAAAAACGGAAUUUUACCUUACGCCUAUGGCAAAAGAAACAUCCAAUCUUUAGCCAGAGAUGGAGCUUUAGGCAAACGAUCAGUCGAUAAUGCGGAAGCACCCGACGACAAGCGUAGCAUUCAAUCCGUGAAAGCUCAGCAAAGGAACAAGCGCGAAGCCGAUUAUUUCGAGAACGAAUUGAUUUAUCAAAUGCCAGUGGAUUACGAAGACAUUUUGCAAGAUUUAGCGGCGACGACACAAGACGCUGCUUAUCCGGUCGAAGACAAACGUUUCUUGGGAUCUGUAGCGAAAACCGGUUGGUUCCGACCGACAACCCGAGGUAUCACCAGUCUGACAUCGUUACCGGACAAACGUCACGUGGCCGCCUUGGCCCGCCUCGGUUGGUUGCCCGCCUAUCGAUCCGUACGACGAUUCAAUCGAUCCGGACGAUCGUUUUUAAAAGCCGACAGUAACGACGACAUUUGCAAGUGGCGAAAGGAGGAUUCCUCAAAUGGGAAAACCAAAAACUACAGCUAUACCAAAAUCACGUCGGUACCAUUAAACUAUAACCGAUACCUACUAAAGCCAGCAGCGGAUAACAAUAAUUUUAUUAAAAAGGUAUUUAGACAUCCUAGAAUGACCCUUAUGUAAUAUUUUUUAAAUGCAAAACAAAUUCCAGACAAUAUUGUAAUUCUCUUUUCCUUGAUCGGUAUUUGUAAUUGGAUAUUAUAUCGAAAAUUCAUUCAUAUCUUGCACUAUUCAUAUCGUAAUAUAUUUUAUUAAUCAAGAAUAUCUUCGGAUACAUAUGAUUAGAUUAAAAAAAUAUUAUUAGGGCCAGUUGAAUAAAACUAAUAUCGAUCCAUGUAUGUAGUAGCUGAGAAGUUUAUCCUUAUUAUAGAUAUACAAUUUUCUAGAACAAUAUUUGAAUAAGGUAUCAAUCAUUUUUCGAACUUAAUACAGGGGCUGGAAUGUAUAAGUAUUAAAAUAUAGAAGACAAUAUACACGCUGUGUGCGACAAUAUAAAUAAUAAGUUUUUUGCAGGCUCUUAUUGAGUUUCAAUGUUUGACUUUAUAAUAAUUGUAGUUACUAUGACAAUAAUGAUAAUUUUUGUUUCCACGACAAUAAUUGUCUUAGGUGUAUAUUUAAGUAAAUGUUUAACUUUAUCAGAAUAAAAUAAUUCUAAAUGUAUAUUUAUUGACAAUAAAAAUGUAACAAUAACUAA
Ceutorhynchus assimilis (cabbage seed weevil) is the source of this 1902-nucleotide messenger RNA. Lineage: Eukaryota; Metazoa; Arthropoda; Insecta; Coleoptera; Curculionidae. The record is from the annotation of a GenBank genome assembly.